Messenger RNA from Aspergillus pseudonomiae, 2292 nucleotides. RefSeq names its product transcription factor domain-containing protein. The coding region runs from base 78 to 2171 and encodes 697 amino acids. Gene Ontology annotation, molecular function: DNA-binding transcription factor activity, RNA polymerase II-specific; zinc ion binding; DNA binding. The transcript has 10 exons. The record is from RefSeq and is a predicted model, not a curated record. NCBI's taxonomy places the organism in Eukaryota, Fungi, Ascomycota, Eurotiomycetes, Eurotiales, Aspergillaceae. Gene Ontology annotation, biological process: regulation of DNA-templated transcription; DNA-templated transcription.
GUUUUCUUCAGUAUAGCACCGAAUAGUGUCUAUUACCUUUGGUCAAAAAGCCGAGCAAGUGAACCGACUAGCAGACGAUGAUGUAUCAGAGCCGGGUCUGCAAGUCCUGCGAACCAUGCAGGGCUCGUAAAGUACGGUGCAUCGUCUCCCCGGAGGACCCUUCCAGAUGCACGCAUUGUAUUAAGCGUGAUGAGCAUUGCGAGUUCAAACAAGCUAGGCGCAGGUUCAAGCCUCAGAUCCAAAGAGCAACCAGCGAGCUGUCGCUCCUAAGUCUGGGUCAUGGUACCAGGGAACACAAGGAUGGACAGAUUAAACCAGUCUUCGCACCAUUAUUUGUGGACCAGUUAUUGGAUAGCCAACCCAUCCAGGGUGUGACUCAAGAUGAAAUCCAUGUGCUAAGGGCGCAGGAAAAUGAAGUGUGCAGCUCGAAUCUUGCUUUCUUUUCCGAUAUGAAGAUCCAAUCACUGACACAGAAACUGGGAAAUUCUCGCCUGAAAGAACUGGUCGAUGGUAUUGAAGCAAUCAUUGAGGGCCGCGUUACCGCACAGGGAGCGACAACUAUUUCCCCGGUUACGUUCAAAAAACCACUCAGCUCCACGCGUAUCUCCGGGGGAUUGACGCGGGUCUAUGUAGAUGUCUACUUCAAGCGUAUCCAUCCGAUGUACCCGUUCCUGGACCGACAAAGCUUCGAGGAGACGGCAUUCUCGACAAACCUCGCGCAGACGUUGGAAACAACCCCCGCAUUCUCUGCUCUUUAUCAUGCAGUACUUGCAUUGGGAUGUCAGUACCAUGAUGGUGGAUCCUUUGACCCCGGAAAGGGUAAAGCAUGGAAGUUCUUCCAAAUGUCACUAGGCCUGAUGGCCGACAUCCUCGUGCCACGAGAAUCGCUGCUUAACCUGCAAGCUUUGACUGCUAUGUCCAUCUUUGCCAUGAACACCUGUUGCCUGCAGAUUGACGAAAUCCUAAUCAUGGAAGCGGCGCGGAUGGCGCAGGCCCUCCGAUACCACCGAGCCAUCUGUAGUGGAGAGCAGCAAGUGUGGUGUCUACGCACAUUCUGGGUCAUCUACGGCAUGGAAAAGCAGUUAGCAUUUCAGAACAGGGAGAACUCAUUGAUCGCAGAUUAUAACGUAGGGUGUCCAAUCCCAGAAACACCUGAGGCCAGCUUUGAGGACUAUAAUUGGUUUUUGUCCAGCAUCCGGUUUGCCAGGAUAACGUCACAAGCAUAUGAGCUUCUGUUCUCCAUUAGUGCCACUCAGAAUGUCACAGAAGCAUACUACACAACGAUUGAUUAUGUCCAGGAGCGCCUGGAGAAAUGGCGACUGACCGUGCCUGCAGGAUUUCGACCGGGAGAGUCUUGUCCUCCACAGACCUUCAUCGAUCCUGUGUCUAAAAUGGUCGCUCUCCAGACACACUACUCCUACUACAGCAUGGCCAUUGCUUUGGCGCGUCUCACUUUGCAGAUCGGCUCUGACGAUGGUGCGCGACAAGAACACAGCAGACGAAAUCUGAUGGCUUCUGCCCGACGGAUAAUUGAGCUGACUCAGUAUAUUGACAAGGCACCCCAUACACCACUUUCUAUCCUUGCCAUAAUGCCGCUUGUAGCCCUCUUCAUACUUUUCGACUUUGUCGUCCACAAUCCCACACACUCGGAGACAAAGACUAAUUUGGCAAUGCUUGAUAUUGUUUCAGGGCACUUCGCUCUUCUCGAGCAUGCAUCCAACGGCUCAUUGCCCUGUUCAUUGGUCUCGGAGUUUGCCCAUAUAGCGCGACAGCACGUCAAAGAUGUCAACGGUGGACGUGGCCCCGCAGACAUGAUGGAGACCCCGCUUACCCCAACGCAAAGGCCUUGCCGUGGCCAUAUCAGGACGGGAGCAGGCGCCGCGAGUAACACGCAAAUGCCAAUAGCAAUGGAAGGGAACAUAUCUGAUGGUCAUCGACCUAAUGUUGAACUCAGCGGAGAGUUCGAACCGUACAAGCACACAGAUAGCGUCAGUGAGCCAGCAGACCCACUAUACUAUGCUGCAAUGGAUGCCAGUUUCGACUUCGGGAGCGACCCUCUGUUGCCCGGUUUUGAUCUGCGGACGUUGUUCGGGUCGGUUAUCUCGACCGGUUUUGAUUCGCCUGAAGAUGCCUCCGGUUUUGGUGGGAUCAUGCCGACACCUCCAACAUAAUAUCGGCGACGUGACAGAUGCCCCAAGAAUACGUCUCAUCACGAUGCUCCGCUGCGACAUGGCAUAGAAUUGCCUAUUGCAAUGGAUUUCGAAAUAUGUGAUGUGUAUUAGUUGACCUAGC